GAAGUUUACCAUCUUCACUACCCUGAGUGGUCUCCUUCUUCCAUUUCAACUUGCUCUCUCUUUCUCUCUCCCUCGCUCUCUCUCUCUCUCUUAAGAGAUUUAGAAAACUCUCUAGGGUAAGUAUAUAUCUUUCAUGGAAUCCAAAGGUUAUACCCAAGAUGGCACUGUUGAUCUUCAUGGCCGUCCUGUCCUCGCCUCCAAAACUGGCAAAUGGAAAGCCUGUGCCUUUCUUGUUGGGUAUGAAGCAUUUGAGAGGAUGGCUUUCUAUGGAAUAGCUUCAAAUUUAGUGAAUUACUUAACAACCCAACUUCAUGAAGAUACGGUUGCAUCAGUGAGGAAUGUAAACAACUGGUCAGGAUCAGUAUGGAUUACACCAAUUCUUGGUGCCUACAUAGCAGAUACUUACUUGGGUCGAUAUUGGACAUUCACUGUUUCAUCACUUUUUUAUGUCAUGGGAAUGAUAUUACUGACAAUGGCAGUUUCACUCAAGUUCAUGAAACCGACAUGCAUAAAUGGAGUAUGCAACAAGGCAACUCCUUCCCAAAUUGCAUUUUUCUACACUUCUCUAUACAUUAUAGCAAUAGGGGCAGGGGGUACAAAGCCUAACAUAUCAACUUUUGGUGCUGAUCAGUUUGAUGAUUUUGACCCUAAGGAGAAAAAGCUCAAGGUCUCUUUCUUUAACUGGUGGAUGUUUAGCUCGUUUUUGGGAGCUCUAGUUGCCACUCUUUGCCUUGUUUACAUUCAAGAAAACAUGGGAUGGGGUUUAGGAUAUGGUAUUCCUACAGUCGGUCUUAUAUUAUCCCUAUUUAUAUUUUAUUUAGGGACUCCAUUAUACAGACACAAAGUUAGUAAGACUAAGAGCCCCGCAAGGGAUCUAAUUCAAGUCCCCAUUGUAGCCUUUAGAAACAGGAAGCUUCAGCUCCCUACUGAUCCCUCACGGCUUCAUGAGUUUGAGCUCCAAUAUUACAUUGAUACAGGAAAACGCCAAGUCCAUCACACACCAGUGUUCAGGUGCUUGGAUAAAGCUGCACUAAAAGAUGGCAACACAUACGAUUCAAGCCCACCAUGUACAGUCACUCAAGUGGAAGGGACAAAGCUUGUUCUUGGUAUGAUACUGAUAUGGGUAGUGACAUUAAUUCCAAGCACAAUAUGGGCGCAAAUCAACACUCUUUUUGUCAAACAAGGCACAACUUUAGACCGCGGUCUUGGCUCUAACUUCCAAAUUCCAGCUGCUUCAUUAGGUAGCUUUGUCACACUCUCCAUGCUUCUCUCUGUGCCAAUGUAUGAUCGUUUCUUUGUUCCAUUUAUGCGUAAGAAAACGGGAAACCCAAGAGGAAUUACAUUGCUGCAAAGGCUUGGAAUUGGAUUUGUUAUCCAAGUCACAGCCAUUGCAAUUGCUUAUGCAGUUGAAGUUAGAAGAAUGCAUGUUAUAAGGGUACAACACACUAGAAGUCCUACAGAAGUUGUUCCAAUGAGCAUAUUUUGGCUAUUGCCUCAAUAUGUUUUGUUAGGAAUUGCAGAUGUUUUUAAUGCAAUUGGGCUGCUAGAAUUCUUCUAUGACCAAUCUCCUGAAGACAUGCAAAGCCUUGGAACAACUUUCUUCACUAGUGGAAUUGGAGCUGGGAAUUUCUUGAACAGCUUUUUAGUGACAAUGGUUGAUAAGAUUACAGGAAGAGGAGGAGGAAAGAGUUGGAUUGGUAACAAUUUGAAUGAUUGCCACUUGGAUUAUUACUAUGGUUUCCUUUUAGUUAUAUCCACUCUUAAUUUAGGAGCAUUUUUAUGGGCAUCAAGUAGGUUUAUAUACAAGAAGGAAACUAUUAAAGUUAAUGAGGGUUGUGUCCAAAUGGAAGGCAAAACCUUGGACACUUCUCCUCUAGGAUUGCAAGUAUAGGAGCUAAGAAUGAUAUAGUCCUUGUCACAUAUGAGUAAUGAUAUAAUUUUAGGGUUUCUUUUUCUUUUUUUCCCCCCUCUAAUGGUGAUGUUUUAGUUAGGCAGUCAAGGCCCACUACUCACUAGGCUCCUCUAUAAAUAAAAUUGUUUGUUUCUAA
Molecule: messenger RNA, 2048 nt
Organism: Ricinus communis (castor bean)
Lineage: Eukaryota; Viridiplantae; Streptophyta; Magnoliopsida; Malpighiales; Euphorbiaceae
Product: protein NRT1/ PTR FAMILY 5.1
Exons: 4
Coding region: 134-1891 (585 amino acids)
Biological process (GO): dipeptide transport; transmembrane transport
Cellular component (GO): membrane
Molecular function (GO): tripeptide transmembrane transporter activity; dipeptide transmembrane transporter activity
Source: RefSeq, a predicted model, not a curated record